Molecule: messenger RNA, 2613 nt
Organism: Hemisphaericaspora subhashii
Lineage: Eukaryota; Fungi; Ascomycota; Pichiomycetes; Serinales; Debaryomycetaceae
Exons: 1
Coding region: 1-2613 (870 amino acids)
Source: RefSeq, a predicted model, not a curated record
AUGGAUUUUGAACAAAGAUUAGAAGAAGUAGAACAAAAGGAUUCACCUCAUUUAGUCGGAUCAUCAUUAAGAUCAGCCGAUGAUUCAAUUCAUAAUAAUUAUAUUCAUCCUGAAAAAUAUCAAUCAUCAAAACAAAAACCAUCGAAAAAGAGACCAACUACUGAAAGAACUUCUUCUCAAUUAUUAAAUCCAUCAAUUGCUGCUUCUUUAGAUGAUUUAAUCAAUGAAGGUGCUUUGCUUGGUUCUGAAGAAGAUUUUGAUCGUUUCUUAGAACAAGAUGGUACUAUUAAAAGUGAAGUUAAAUUAUUAACUAAGCAAGAUGCUGAAUCAACAAAACCAUCUAUUCAACAAAAGGAGGUAGAUGAUUCCAAAAAGGAAAAUCAAGAAGUGAUUGAAAAACCAAAACAACAAGAAGACAUUGAAUCUGAAAGACCAUCAGGUCCUUCUCCUGCCCAAAGUUUUGGAGUUGGAAAUGUUGGAGCUGCAAGUGUUGGAGUUAGUGAUGCUACUGCUGAUGCCGCUUUCUAUUCAAAUCCUAAUUUAUCUGAAUAUCAAUUAGAACAUCAAAUUAAAGAUCAUUCUGAAUUAUUGCAAAAUGUUCAAUCUCAUGAUCUUGAUAAAUUACCCCGUUCUUUUGACGCCUUAGCUAGCCAAAGAGGAACACCUGGAAGUUCAUUUAGUAAAUCAAAUACCGCUAGUGGUAUUGCAACUCCAAUUUCCAAACCUCCAAUUAAACCACUUGCUGAGGGAUUAGUACACAUGGAUAAGACUAUGCACGCCCCUUAUUUACAUACUGAAAGAGCAGGAUCUAGAUCUAGAUCAGCUAAUCCUUCUUCAAAAAAUGCUGGUGAAAGAUCAUCUUCAAGAACUUCACCUUCUACUAGACAAUUGAAACCUCAUUUAGCUCGUGGUGAUUCAUACAAGAAUACUAAUCGUGAAGAACCUUCCAAUUAUGAAUUGCCUCCCGAUUUUGCCGGUACUGACUCACCAGCUAAUGCCACUGCUGCAACUUCAACUUCUCAAUUGAGUAGCACUACCGAAGAAGAAUCUGUCCAUGAAUACGGAGUACAAGAAGCAGUAGUAGAAGAAGACGAGGAAGAGGAUGACAGACGUUCUAGACGUUCCAGACCAACCAUGAGAGAAUCUGUAGCUAGAGCAGAAGCACUCCAAGCCGAAGCUGCAGCUGCCGCAGCAGGUACAACUGGAAUCUAUUCUCCAAGAAGAACCCCAAUCGCCUCUGCUCCAAAAUUCGGAGUUGGAGAUUAUGAUGAACACCCCUUAACCAGAGAUCCAAGUUUAGUCACCACUGGUGAUUAUGUGAAUUUUGAAGUUGAUAAUCCAAGAAAUAAUUUACCUGCCACUGGGAAUUUGUAUGCUGCUAGAUCGGCGUCGGCCACGAAUUAUUUACGUACCAUUUCCCGUUCUCGUUCAAGAGCAAGAGAAAGAUCUCAGACUAGGGAUGGGAAUGUAACUGUAUCGGGUCCAACUGGUGGUAUUACUGGUAGUGAACUUGAUGGGAAAAAUGAUGCCAAUGUUGAUAAUUUGGUGAGUGGUGGGGCGUUGAUUAGUGAUGACCCGUAUGUAAGUAUUGAUAAAUUGGAUAGUAUGGUGGAGGAAGUCUUACUGGGGAUGGGAAAUAAGAAUGAGGGUUCGGAUGUGCAUGAGAUUGAAAAUAUUCAAGAAGAGGAUGAACCGAAGGAUGAACAAGAAGAUGAGGAUGGUUCAAAAAAAGAAAAGAUUCAAGAUUCUGUUGUGUCUGAAGAAGUGGAAGUUCCAGAAGAGGAAUCUAAAAAGGUUGAAUUGACUGAAUCAGAAUCUAAAGAAGCUGAACCUGAACAAAAAAAGGGAGCAGAAAUAAAAGAUGAAUCAGUUGUCGAAGAAGAAGAUGUUGAAAAUGAAGAUACAAAACAAGCAGGAGAACCUUCUAAUGAAGAUGACGAAAUUGAAACUACUGGAUAUGCUACUGCACUUGAAGAACCGCUUGAUUCAGCAAAACUGGUUGACGAUACUAAAGAAGAUAAUGAAGAAGAAGUGAAAGGUGCCAAAGAAGAAGAAGAAAAGCAAGAAGUAGCAAAAGAAGAUACGGUUCAGAAAGAUGUCGAAGGGGAAGUCAAGGCAGAACCAGAAGUUGAAGAAAAGUCUGAAGAAGCCAACGUAGAACCAAAAAUUGAAGAAGCGUCUGAAAAGCCCAAGGCAGCAGAAGAAGAUAAGGAAAAACUGGUAAAGGAAGAAGUUCCCCUCGAAGAAGAACCAAACAAGACCGACGCCGCACCAGAUGCCGACGAUUCUAUUGACGACUUGGAAAUUUCUCCGGAAGAAAUUCGUAAACACCUCGAAUCGCAACCAAUCUAUCUUUUCACUUCGUUAGCAGGUGGGAUGCAAAUCACAAAUAGAACAAACCGAUUAGUUACAAUCUUAACUGGGAAUGGAAUCAAAUUUACAUAUCGUGAUUUAGGUACUGAUGAAGAAGCUAAAAAGAUUUGGAGAAGAUAUGGGCAAGGAAAAACCUUACCUGGGGUUGUUAGAGGUGAUGAUGUGAUUGGAAAUUGGCAUGAUAUUGACGAAGCUAAUGAAGAGUAUAGAUUGAAUGAAUUGUUGUAUGAAACCUUAUAG